AUGGCAGAUAGAGAAAACCAAUCAUCAGCCGCUUCAGCUACGUCGGCAUCUGGAACGCCACAAACAUCUUCGCCAUCCAAAAAGGAAAAGAAGGCAAAAAGUCCACGGGCAAAACCUUCUCAUUCUCCAACGUCGGAAAUGGUUCGUCGGAAAGGGCUCAAGGAAAGAGGUGAUUCUUCUCUUCAAGCUAUCAAGAAGUUGCAAAUUACAAAGUAG
Messenger RNA from Diabrotica balteata, 216 nucleotides. The record is from the annotation of a GenBank genome assembly. Lineage: Eukaryota; Metazoa; Arthropoda; Insecta; Coleoptera; Chrysomelidae.